This is a messenger RNA of Tripterygium wilfordii, 4080 nucleotides long. RefSeq names its product pentatricopeptide repeat-containing protein At5g12100, mitochondrial. Gene Ontology annotation, molecular function: protein binding. The record is from RefSeq and is a predicted model, not a curated record. NCBI's taxonomy places the organism in Eukaryota, Viridiplantae, Streptophyta, Magnoliopsida, Celastrales, Celastraceae.
UUUUAUUUUUUUUGCAUCAAUUUCUCCUUCCAUAUUCAUUCCUCCUCCACGGAGAGGAGAGAUCAGGGAUUUACUGAGAUUUUUGGUUAACAGCGGUCAGGGAAUUAGGGUUUUAGAGUGAAGAAGAAAGCGUCCUAUUUUUCGUUCCAUAUUCAUUCCUCCUCUCUAGAUUCCAAAGCAAAUGCUUCUCCACGGAGAGGAGAGAUCAGGGAUUUACUGAGAUUUUUGGUUAACAGCAGUCAGGGAACUAGGGUUUUAGAGUGAAGAAGAAAGUGUCCUAUUUUUGACAAAAACACAGCGUUUGUAAGUGAUACGUUCAUUCCUCUCUAUUCCAAAGCAAAUGUUUCUCCACGGAGAGGAGAGAUAAGGGAUUUACUGAGAUUUUUGGUUAACAGCAGUCAGGGAACUAGGGUUUUAGAGUGGAGAAGAAAGCGUCCUAUUUUUGACAAAAACACAGCGUUUGGAAGUGAUACGUUUUUCUUGACUAGACGACACAGUCGCGUAUUGCAAUCCCAAUGGCAAGGAACAUCAAUUUUGUUCACAAAAUCCCACUCUCUCCCCGUAUCAAACCUCCUCUCUUCUUCUCCUUUUGUUGCUCCUCUCAAUCCCAAUUUCAGACAGAAAACGUCGGCGACAAAUCCCCGAACUUGCUGGACCGAGAACGCGAUGAACAAAUUCGCAAGCUUCGAGUUCUCCUCCAACAGAACCGCACAGACACUGCACAUAGGCUACUUCUCUCCCUCGUUCAGAAAAAAUCAGUCUUUUCUUCACCCUCUGAUCUUUUUUCUCUUUUCUCUUUGUCCGUACCCUCCUUGAAACCAGCUUUCUCUAGUAUACUCCUCUCCGUUUGCUGUGAGGCUAAGAUGCUCUCCGAAGCAACUCAAGUCUACGACUUGAUCAGAAAUGAGGGUAUGCUCCCUUCUUUACCUUCUAUCAAGUUGUUUCUUGAAUUAAUGGUGGGUUCGAAGCAGUUUGAUAAAACUCUUAAUCUGUUUGAGGAGAUUGUGGCAUCCGGGUUCAGGCCGCACAGCUUUGUCUAUGGGAAAGCGGUGCAGGCUGCUGUCAAGUUAGGUGACUUGAAAAGGGCCAACGAACUGGUUGAUGACAUGAAAAGGAGAGGACUUAGUCCGGAUGUAUUUAUUUACAAUGUACUGAUUGGUGGGUUAUGCAAAGAGAGGAAUAUGAGAGAUGCAGGGAAGAAGUUUGAGGAAAUGUGUAAGAGGAAGGUACUUGCCAACCGGGUCACUUAUAAUACGCUCAUUGAUGGGUAUUGUAAGGUUGGGGAUGUUGAGGAGGCAUUUAAGGUGAGGGAAAGGAUGAAGGAGGAGAAUGUGGAGCCAAAUAUCGUUACCUUAAAUUCUUUGCUUGCUUCUCUUUGCCGGGUGGGGAGGAUGGGGGAAGCCAAAAGUGUAGUGCAUGAGAUGGAAGCAUGUGGGUUUAUGCCUGAUGGCUUUACCUACAGUAUCCUUUUUGAUGGGCAUUCGAGGUGCGGUGAUAGUGAAGGUGCAAUUGCCUUGUAUGAGGAAGCAGUCAGGAAAGGAGUUAUGAUUAAUAAUUACACAGCUAGCAUUUUGCUCAAUUCCUUGUGUAAGGUAGGGAAGGUUGAAAAGGCAGAGGAAGUUUUGAAGCAACUCAUGGAAAAUGGGUUUGUUCCAAAUGAGGUGAUCUAUAACACAAUUGUGAAUGGGUAUUGUCGAAGAGGUACUAUGAGCAGAGCCAUUGAAACUAUUGAAGCAAUGGAAGUUCGUGGGUUGAAGCCCAAUGGCAUUACUUUCAAUUCUUUGAUCAGCAAGUUUUGUGAAAUGAGAGAGAUGGAUGAGGCCGAGGACUGGGCAAGGAAGAUGGAAGAGAAGGGAGUUGUUCGGAAUGUGGAGACGAACAACAUCCUGAUCGAUGGUUAUGGAAGGCUGUGCCUUUUUGAUAAGUGUUUCCAGAUUCUUGAAGGCAUGGAAAAUAGUGGAGUAAAGCCAAAUGUGGUAAGUUAUGGUUCUUUGAUUCAUUCUUUGUCCAAGGAUGGUAAGGUGCUUGAGGCUGAAAUACUCCUCAGGGAUAUGGUGGGCAGAGGGAUUUUGCCAAAUGCACAGAUAUAUAAUAUGCUUAUAGAUGGUUGUUGCAUGAUGGGUAGAUUGAAAGACGCAUUUAGGUUCUUGGACGAGAUGGUGGGAAGUGAAAUAGAUCCCACACUUGUAACUUACAAUGCACUCAUUCAUGGGCUCUGUAAAUUGGGAAGGGUAACGGAAGCUGAAGACUUGUUUCUUCAAAUAAAAAAUAGGGGUUUAAUUCCUGAUGUAAUCACGUACAAUUCCCUAAUUUCAGCUUAUUCUAAUGCAGGAAUUGUCCAGAAAUGUCUUGAUUUAUAUGAGACGAUGAAGGAAAUAGGAAUCACGCCUACUCUUAACACAUAUCAUCCUCUAAUUAGUCGAUGUGGGAAGGAAGGAAUGGCGGUUGUGGAGAGAUUGUUUGAUGAAAUGCUAAAGAUGGGUUUGGCUCCUGAUAGAGUUGUAUAUAAUGCUCUUAUACACUGUUACGUGGAGCAUGGAGAUGUUCAAAAAGCAUUUGCUUUGCACAAUGAGAUGGUCAACCAGGGAAUUCAUCCUGACAAGAUGACCUAUAACAGCUUGAUCAUGGGGCAGUUUAAGGAAGGGAGGUUGGCUGAGGUAAGGAAUGUUGUUAGUGAUAUGAAGGGUAAAGGAUUGGUUCCUAAAGCUGAUACUUAUAACAUACUGGUUAAGGGACACUGUGAGCUAAAAGAUUUUGGUGCAGCGUUUGCUUGGUAUAGAGAAAUGUUUGAGAACGGUUUCCUCCCAAAUGUCUGCAUUUGUGAUGAGCUUUCUGCUGGGCUUAGACAGCAAGGGAAAUUUCAAGAAGCUGACAUUGUUUGCUUAGAAAUGACUGCCAAGGGAAUGGAUGAUUUGAAUGUAAAUAAGGAUUUAGCUAAGGCUGCCAAAAUGUGAGGAGGAUCUACAGCAAUUGGUCCAGACUAAAAGAAAGAGAUGACAUUGUGCUUUGGUUGGAAAAUGGCAUUUACAGAUACAAUUAUGUUAGGUUCAUUUUGACAGGGACAUAUGACUGUUUAGGGAGGGUCUGGAAAACUGCUGGAUUGUGUAGCCAUGUGUUAGAAGGUCAGUGAUGCUGUUACUGCUGUUAGUAUCAUAACACCGGAAGAUGUUGAAGCAGUUACUGUAGCCACUGCUUCAAAAGAUCGGUCACUAUGACUCUGGAAGUUCAAUACAGGGGAGCCCCAAAAUUAUCCUAUGAAGAUUCAUUCCUUAAAAAUUUUGCGUGGCCAUAGGGCAUCUGGACAAAGUGAUGCAGCAAAUGCUUCUGGAGACAUGGAAAUUCUGCUCCAGUGUUUCAGUUCUCAUCUCACACUUCCUAGAUUUCGGCUUGCAAGUGAUAAGCGAGAUCAUGGUUUCAUUUAGUAAAAUCUGGAAAUGUUUUACUCAACUGUGGUGUUUUCUGUUAUAGUGGCCUGUCGCAGUCAUGAACUCUCACAAGGACAAGGUACUAUGUGCUGACUUGUGGAAAGGUGACAGCAUUAUAAGUGGUUGGGCAGACUCGAACCUUCGCAUUUCUUCUAACAUUCCUAUACAAUGAGCCUGUAAUGUUCUGAGGCCAUUCCCGUGUUUGACAUCCACGUUGUCAUAACCGAGGUAAUUGAGGGCUCGAAGGACUGCUAUCCACUGCCGUAGGAAUAGUGAAGGUCAUGUUACACCUAUACACCAUGGACUAGAAUGAAGCUUGGACCUUUUGAUUGGGAUGGCAUUGCAGUAUAUUAUUAUUACAACUGGAGCUGGAAAACUUUUUCGUUCCUGUACUUUGAUCAAAAUUUUGUUUUAUUUUCUUGACUACUUGUGAGAUUUCUUACCGAAAUUCACUCUAGGUCUGCAAAAGUUCGCACUUGCAUCUGGACCAUAACCAUCUUUACUUUUCUCAUCGAUUUGCUAGACCUUUUCAUGAUUGACAAUGCCCUACAUACAGGAGGUUGAUGCGAACUUGAUCUUGUACAUGGCAAUGACCAAAAGGAACGGUGUUUUAUUUGAGAGUAAAGAACCUGUUGUGGAACUGGGAUUGACUUGA